AUGAGUUCAGCAUCGUAUCAAGAAAAAUGCAAUGAUGCAACACAAGUAGCAAACACUGACGACAACAAACAAGAAGCAGCCAGUGUGCCAGCACAAACAAUCAACCAUGAUUCUAAAGUAAAUGAACACAAUAUUGAAAGUCAACCACCACCGACAUCAGUAGAUCAAAUGGAUAAACUACAAGUUGAGGAAAUGAAACAAUUGGCGAGUCAGCUGGUUGGAGGAAACAUAACAAGACUAGGAAACGGUGGUGGAUUGACAGAAGGUGUAGUUGGACUGCGGAACAGUUUAUCGCAUUUAAAUAACGAGGACAAUGACAAAAAACUGGUUGAUACCAUCAGGUACGUGACGAGCGAUGAUACUGAUAAGAAUAAUGAAAAUCUACGAAAAUGA
Messenger RNA from Lodderomyces margitis, 393 nucleotides. RefSeq lists its product as uncharacterized. NCBI's taxonomy places the organism in Eukaryota, Fungi, Ascomycota, Pichiomycetes, Serinales, Debaryomycetaceae. The transcript has a single exon. The record is from RefSeq and is a predicted model, not a curated record. The coding region runs from base 1 to 393 and encodes 130 amino acids.